UUUUCAGACACCGUCUCAAUCAGUCAGAGCAGAAUGAGAUUUUUGACAAUAGUACCUCUUUCCUUAAUAUUGGUGACAUGGCCUUUAGGUGACUCAGUGCAAGGCUCAAAAAUCCUAUCUGUAUUUCCCUUUCCAGGGAAAUCUCAGUAUAUAUUUAUUUUGCCACUUUUACAUAAUUUGGCCGAGAAGGGUCAUGAAGUCACUUCAAUUUCGGUUUUUCCUCAAGACAAGCCAAUGAAAAAUUUUCGAGACAUAAUUAUAAAUGAAAAUGCCAAAAUAUAUGAAGGUUAUACUGAAGAAGCUGCCCUAGGUCUCAACAAAUCAAUAUUGGAGGAGCUUCUGGAUUUUCUAUCAUGGGCGAGCAGGCGCUGUCAAAUGUCUGAACACCCAAAAGUAAAGGAAAUAAUGAAAAGCGAAACUUUUGAUCUUGUGAUAAUGGAAAUAAUUGGUACUGAAGCCCUAUUGGGUUUGGGACAACACUUUCAGGCCCCAACUAUAGCCGUAUCCACUUUUCCCGCAAUGCAUUUUAUAGACUACCUUGUGGGCAAUCCUUCACCCUCUUCGUAUAUACCACACAUAAGCAUACCAUAUGGCAACCAUAUGUCCUUCAGGCAAAGAGUUGCCAAUAUUUUGGCAGAAAUCCAAGACGUAUUAAGCCACCGAUACUAUGUUCUGCCCAAGCAAAGAAAUCUCUAUGAAAAAUAUUUCCCCUCAGCUGAGCUAAAUUUUGAUGAGGCCCGCCGUAAUGUCUCUUUGGUGUUGGUGAAUGAUCACUUUACGCUACGCCACCCUAGGCCUUGUGUGCCCAACAUGAUUGAGGUUGGAGGUCUGCACAUAAAACAGCAGCCAAAUAGUUUGUCACAAGAACUUCAAGAAUUUCUCGACACUGCUACCGAAGGUGCCAUCUACUUUUCUUUGGGUUCCAAUGUGAAAAGCAAAGACCUGCCACAGGAAACCCAGCAAGCCAUUCUUGAGAGUUUUCGUGAUUUGAAAAUCAAAGUUUUGUGGAAAUUUGAGGGAGAGAAUUUACCAAAUAAACCAGCCAAUGUUCUCAUACGCAAAUGGUUUGAUCAGCAAUCCGUUUUGGCCCACCCUAAUGUUAAAAUGUUCAUUUCGCAUGGUGGUUUCUUGAGUACUACUGAAACCAUAUUUCAUGGCAAGCCAGUGCUGGCAAUUCCCAUAUUGGGCGAUCAACCAAUGAAUGCUAAAAAUGCGGUAACUGCAGGUUUUGCAUUAUCGAUGGAGUUGAGUGAAAUCUCGAAAGAAAACUUUACCAAAUCCAUUAGAGAAGUCUGGACCAAGCCCAAGUAUUCAGAAGCAGCCAAGCGACUAUCUCAACGUUUUCGAGAUAAACCAAUGACACCUAUGGAUACGGCCUUGUACUGGGUUGAAUAUGUAUUGCGCAACAAGGGAGCUCCGUAUAUGCGAAAUGCUGGACAGGACUUAACAUUUAUGGAGUUUCACAAUUUGGAUGUUUACAUUGUGAUAUCAGUCAUAAUACUGACUUCUUUUGUUAUUGUAAUUCAAGUUUUUUGUUUGUUGCAAAGAUUGGUUUUAAGAACAUUCAAACAGCCUAAAAUAAAGAGAAAUUAAAAGGUUUGCAAAUGAAGGCUAAUGAACCAAUUAAAAAAU
Stomoxys calcitrans (stable fly) is the source of this 1632-nucleotide messenger RNA. RefSeq names its product UDP-glucosyltransferase 2. The record is from RefSeq and is a predicted model, not a curated record. Lineage: Eukaryota; Metazoa; Arthropoda; Insecta; Diptera; Muscidae. Gene Ontology annotation, molecular function: UDP-glycosyltransferase activity.